CUCGCACCGUUUUGUAACCUUUCUUCUUUCCGAUCGAACAUUACUUUUUUUACCGUUCCCAUCAAAGCUGUUGCAAAAGGAAAGAAAGUUUCAUUUAAACCGUAAAAAUGAGUCACACAAUAUUGCUCGUUCAGCCCAACAACAAACCUGACACAAGGACAUACAGUGACUAUGAGUCAUUAAACGAAUGUUUAGAAGGCAUUUGCAAGAUAUAUGAGGAGCACUUGAAACGACAUAACCCAGACUGUCCCAGCAUUACGUAUGACAUCAGCCAGUUGUUUGACUUCAUCGACCAGCUCAUGGAUCUCAGCUGUCUAGUAUUCCAGAAGAACCUAGGCAUGUACAUCCCACACAACAAGGACUGGCUUAAAGAGAAGAUCUACAUCAUGCUUCGCAAGCAGGCAGGCAAAUAGGGGAGACAACUUGUGUGAUAACAUCAACAUGGGAGGACUGUGUGUAGAGAUUUGUCACUUUCAGCAAGGUUUAUUUUCGGGAAAGCUGAUUGGAGUUGAACUCUUGAAAAUAAUUUAAAAAUGUUAAGGAAAAAGAAAUCAGUGAAUAAAUUUAAGAAAUGUUUAGAAAAAAGAAAUCAGUGAAUAAAUUUUAUGGAUGUUCUAUUAUUAUUGAACACCCAAGUUCAUUUUGUUACAGAAUUUUACAAUAAGAAAAUAAUUGCGUCCUGUUUUUUAGGAAGAAAUUCUGUUGGAAAUAAGUUUCUUAGAUAUGAAAUUUUUUACUUUCUGUUUUAUGUUUGUAAAUUUAAUUUGCUAUUGAAUCGCCAUUCAUCAUUUUCUUUUGAGGUCUUGUUUUUGUUUUGUGAAUUACAUUUGCAAGUGAAGGCACUGAUAUCACAGACAUUCAUUUUAGAAAAACAAAUAGAAUAUAGAUUUUUGUAAUGUGUAUAUUACUAAGAUUUUAUGCUAUCUUAUGUACGGUAAUCAUGUUUUGUUCUUUAUUUCAUUUCUAAAUAAGGGUUGACAUACAUUUACAGCAGUGUUCAAUGUUAAACAUUAGAGUUUGUUUUUUGUAAACCUAAAAUGCAAUACCCACUAAAAAUAUCAUUUUCCCAUCAUGUGACAAUAGCAGUAAAGUAAAACAAUGUGGUAUUCAUCAAACCUGAACUGUGUGUGUUUGUCCAUGGAAAUGCAUCUCACCAGAAGCUGGUAUCACUACUUCAUGUACAUUAAUGUAAAUUUAUUAUCAACAUCUCAUUGGAAUUAAAAUGUUAAAGAAAACUUC
Molecule: messenger RNA, 1239 nt
Organism: Mya arenaria
Lineage: Eukaryota; Metazoa; Mollusca; Bivalvia; Myida; Myidae
Product: enhancer of rudimentary homolog
Exons: 4
Coding region: 108-413 (101 amino acids)
Source: RefSeq, a predicted model, not a curated record